AUGAAACGUGGAGUAGUACGAGAAACGGAUCUUGGGAAAGCAAAAGAAAGGAAAAAAAGUAAAGGCGAGGUUUUAGAGAGAGAGAUGGGAGAGCAUGAAAGAGUGAGCUAUGGUGGUAGAGAGGUUUUAAUGACGGUGGAACCACCACCAAAUUUCGGUGAGAACAUCGUGUCCAUAGACGAAUCCGCAUUCACUCGGGUUUUCGAAAUCUCCGCCCUCAGAGUCCCGUUAAAAGACCCAGAGAGGGUGUCGGCGAGGCCGGAGGACCCGGAGAGGCCGAUGCCAAGGGAGAGGACAGAGAAGCGACCAAUGGUGUGGGAGCAGGUGACGCCCGAUGAAAGAUGUGCAGGACUCGGCAGCGGUGAUGGCAGAGGAGAUCUCAGGCAAGAUGACGGGGAGAUUGAAGACAAGAAGAAAGGUACGAUUUUUGGAGAUGAAGGGUUACAGGAAAAGACUCGUUGA
Striga asiatica is the source of this 462-nucleotide messenger RNA. Lineage: Eukaryota; Viridiplantae; Streptophyta; Magnoliopsida; Lamiales; Orobanchaceae. The record is from the annotation of a GenBank genome assembly.